AUGUCAACGCCGACCGCGAAUGUGGGCUCUUGUGCAGACGGCGGGUUCUUGAACGACGUCGGAUGUGCUGCGUUCUUGGCGGGCGUGCAGGCUGAAGGCUGCGACCAGAGCGGGGUGCAACUCUGUUCCAAUUGUCGCCUAGUCAAAUACUGCUCCCCAUUGUGCCAGACAAGCCACUGGCGUUAG
Molecule: messenger RNA, 186 nt
Organism: Phanerochaete carnosa HHB-10118-sp
Lineage: Eukaryota; Fungi; Basidiomycota; Agaricomycetes; Polyporales; Phanerochaetaceae
Exons: 3
Coding region: 1-186 (61 amino acids)
Source: RefSeq, a predicted model, not a curated record